GCCUCUUCCGGCGGCGAUGGCGGAGGUGGAGGAGGAGCUGGCGCACGCCGAUGUGCUCGAGCUGUUCCAGGCGGCGCUGGCGCGGCUCGUGCAGGACCCGCUGCUCUGCGACCUCCCGCCGCAGGUGACGCCGGAGGAGAUCGGCUCUCAAGUGGCGCUGGAGUACGGGCAGGCCAUGACGGUGCGAGUGUGCAAGGCGGACGGCGAGAGCAUGCCUGUGGUGGUGGUGCAGAACGCGACGGUGCUCGAUCUAAAGAAGGCGCUGCGGCGGCACGUGCAGCUCCGGCAAGCGCGGCGUGGCGGUGUGCAGCAUCUCAGCUGGAAGUACAUCUGGAGGACGUACCACCUGACUUACAACGGGGAGAAGCUGGCGGAUGACGGAAAGAAGCUGAGAGAGUAUGGCAUCAGGAACCGGGAUGAGGUCAGCUUCAUCAAGAAACUCCGAAAGUGACCUGUCAGGCAGAACAGAGAAUCCCUUCCUGCCAGGAUCAGAUAAGGGAUUCAGUGCUCUCCAAGAGGAAGAGUUUGAAAGAUUUCACAGAGAAG
Messenger RNA from Lagopus leucura (white-tailed ptarmigan), 546 nucleotides. RefSeq names its product small nuclear ribonucleoprotein U11/U12 subunit 25 (gene SNRNP25). Bases 17 to 451 code for a protein of 144 amino acids. Lineage: Eukaryota; Metazoa; Chordata; Aves; Galliformes; Phasianidae. The transcript is spliced from 6 exons. Gene Ontology annotation, molecular function: protein binding. Gene Ontology annotation, cellular component: U12-type spliceosomal complex. Gene Ontology annotation, biological process: mRNA splicing, via spliceosome. The record is from RefSeq and is a predicted model, not a curated record.